GCCGCCGACCCAAAGAGCCGAAAGAAAGGGAAAGUCCGUCGGAGACCGGCCGCGAACUUUAGCGCUGUCAGUCCACGGAAAGCGAGUGCGCGCCUGCUCGCGUCGCGAACCCGCUCGUGGCGGCGAACAGCAGCGAACUGCAAGUGCUGCUGGCGCAGCAACAGCAGCGAGGAGCAACAAUUGGAGCAACGAUAACGUGUGUCGGCGAGCCUUGGCGGUGAAACGCGGAGUUUUUUACGUGCGUACUUGGGUGUUGCUGCUUGUUCGCUCGCCCGCUCGCUCGCUCGCUCGCUUGCGUACGCAUGCGUGCGUGCGUGCGUGCGUGCGUGCGUGCAUAUGCCGAUCAGCCGGGAUUAUUAUCGCGCGCUUCUUCUUCACGACGCUCGCGACACCCAGCGCGUCGACGCGAGGAUGCCUCGCGGUGCGCGCACCGCGACAGGAUAAGGGCUCGCUGGGAAUCCUGGUGCGCGCACGCAGCACACCGCUCCGCGACGUGGAACGCUUGGAAACUGUCGAGAUAGCAGAUGCGCAUCGGCACGCUAACGCAUCGGACGAUGAAAGAUCGACCAUGAUCGGCGAGCGCUUCACCUCCUUAAAACCGGAUAGCUCGGAACAUUCGCGCGAGUGUCUCGCGCCGACUCCGCGUUCUCAUGCUCGUGUGCUCGACCUCUUGACCGGCGGAGGAUCAUAAUGCUAGAGCCGGUUCUGGGAACGUCGCCGAUCUGGUGGCUGGUGAUGUACGCCAACAUCCUUCUGCUGCUGUCGCCCUUGGUGCUGCUGAUGGUCGUCUUCCUGCCGAAUUUCCCGCUCUUGCUGCUGCGUAGAAUAUGCUACAUACCGAUCGAGUCGAUCUGACGAUCGAUCGACGUCCGACCGGGCGGUCGUGGAUCUAUAUCAGACAUUCUAUCGGACAUCGUGCACCCGGCUCGAUACCGAGGUAUCGCGAAGCGCCUAGGGAUUGCCUUUGCAACCGGGAAUAAUCGAAAUAUGAAGCUGCCGAUCAUCUGCGCGCUGAUCACCGUCGCGGCGGCCGCGCCAGGUCUCCUGAGGGUGCCGAAGGUGUACAACGCCGUGAUCACGAGCAAUCAGAACCUGUCGCCGUCGCGGGCGUUCCCGGUGAUACAGCCGGUAAUUCAUCGCACGGCGGUCGGUUACGUGCCGCCGUUUUAUUACACGCAGAUAGCGCCUCACUUCGCCGGACCGGAAGUGGUGCAUUAUCCGCCGCUGAGCGGCGGGAGACCCGGCGGAAACGAUCAGACGCAGGCCAGCUCGAGCUCGCGUCUUGUGGAGUCGACGAGUUUCGGCACCGCGAAGGAGCGAGGUGACGCCGAGCGCGCCAAGGAGAACCCGAAGACCGACGAGCCGAAGGCACCCGGUAACCCGGACGAGAGCCCGAAGGAGAAGGUCGACGCGAAGGACUCGCCGAAGAAGAACCAGCAGGUGCCGUUGAGCUUCUACCCGAACUACCAGUCCCUCUACUACGAACCGUACAUCUACACGUACAACAGCUUCAACCCGCACCUAGUACCCGGCACCUACUACGUGGAUUACCAGCCGUACGGCUCUCUGGAGCCGAUCCCGCCGGACACGCCGAAGAACGCCGAGUCCGGCUUGUUACCGGGCUUCCACGAGGAGAAGGCGAGGAUUCCGCCGCCGGGGAACAACGACAAAGAAAAGAUACCGGACGUGCCGCCGCCGCCGCCGCCGUCGUCGACUUCCUCCGCGCCGAGGAAGUCCUGAGAGCCGAAGGGGCCACCCUGGGAAUCGAAUCGCGAUGAAUGAGCGAACGAGAAGAGGCAUGACGUCGGUUGACGUCGUGGACGACUCGCGGUUCGAUACGCGCUUCGAAGCGAGAAGAUUCUUCCCUUAUUUUCCGCUUAUCUUUCCUUUCCUCUGGGAGAUGUUGUUCUCUUCUUCGCCUUCUGAGAGAUACGGAUCUGCGCUGUUACGUGCUGACGGGCAAUCGGUUCACCCGUGCCGGCGCGGCGCCGCGGCGCGGUGGCAUGUCAGCGCGGUCAAUCGGUUGGCAUUUAGCACACUGGUCACGCCAUUAUAUCGAUGAACUUUGGCCGCAAGUUGCUCGAAAUAAUCUCCAAUCUGCGCAGCGAUGCUCGAUAAAGUUCGAGGGGUUUCGUUGGCGCGUGUUGCGCUCGCGCGCCGGCUACUGUUAUUAUUGGCGCGGAAUCGACGCGGAGGGCGGCUCGAAUCAGUUUUGCAGGUCGCGCGUUUGUAAACUUUCUGCCACGAAAUCCCGGGCUUCCUCUAAUACGCGAUACGCGUUUCACGUCACGCGCGUAUCGUUGGCGCGUUUUUAAGCUUGCGCCACGAGCUUGCA
Harpegnathos saltator (Jerdon's jumping ant) is the source of this 2335-nucleotide messenger RNA. RefSeq lists its product as uncharacterized. The coding region runs from base 988 to 1740 and encodes 250 amino acids. The transcript has 3 exons. NCBI's taxonomy places the organism in Eukaryota, Metazoa, Arthropoda, Insecta, Hymenoptera, Formicidae. The record is from RefSeq and is a predicted model, not a curated record.